Messenger RNA from Punica granatum (pomegranate), 3432 nucleotides. The record is from RefSeq and is a predicted model, not a curated record. Lineage: Eukaryota; Viridiplantae; Streptophyta; Magnoliopsida; Myrtales; Lythraceae.
UACAUAAAGUUAGACUAGGACAUGGUUGCUGACCAUUCUUCAACUUCUCUUUUGUGGAAAUUCAAUUUCAUUUGCAUUUUACUGAGCAGCUAUGAGCACCAGCAACCCACAAGUUUUAUCUUGAAGAUUCGAAACAAGCUUUUUCUGAAGCUAUUUCCGGUUUUCGUUGUCAAAUCCAUAUGUUAAACCUGAAGGUCUUUCUCUUGAGCUGCUCGCUGCUGCUCUUUCUUCCACUCUGCUCCUGCAGAGACACGAUCACAAACGUCACUUCCAUAUUCGACCACUCAGGAGAAUCAGACACACUGGUGUCGAAAGGCGGAAGAUUUACGCUCGGGUUCUUCACUCCCAAUGGGAGCUUUGAUCUCAGAAGGCGAUAUAUUGGCAUAUGGUAUUCCGGUUCCGAUCCAAAGACGGUCGUGUGGGUUGCCAACCGGGAUGCCCCAUUACUUUAUAGAACUGGCUUUUUUGGUUUCGCAGGAGAUGGAAAUCUUGUGGUAUCAGCUAAAGGGAAGGGUUUCAACCACUCUUGGAGGACCAAUGUCAAAAGCUCAUUAGGUCCUGGUACCAUGAUAGCACAACUCCUGGACUCGGGAAACCUAGUUCUGAGAGAUGUGUCGCGAGAAGGUCAGAUAAAGUGGCAGAGCUUUACUCAACCAACCGAUACAUUUCUUCCGGGAAUGCUGCUAGGGUCUCUCAACUUGACGUCGUGGAAGACAUCCAAUGACCCCGGGGUUGGAAAGUACAUGUUUCAGCAAGAUCAAGAAUCCGAAGGCCAGUACGUGAUCAACCACCAGCAAUCACAGUACUGGAAGAGCGGGAUUUACGGGAAGUAUAUUUCGUCCAGUGACUUGCCACAAGAGAUAACUCCUCUACUCUCACCAACAAAUCAAACGCAGGACUACAACACUAGGCUAAGGAUAACUUUCGAUGGGUUCAUACAGUACUUUAACGAAACAUCCCCAUGGAUUCCUAUAUGGUUAGAGCCGAAAGACCAAUGCGGACUGUCAAAUCCUUGUGGGGAAUUUGGGAGCUGCAACAGUGACAACAUCGUUCUCUGCAAAUGUUUGCCUGGGUUUGAGCCCCGAUAUCAGUCCUCAUGGGAAACAGGGGAUUAUUCCAGAGGUUGCAUCAACAAAUCUCCUCAUAUUGGCAAGGACUUCCUGAAUCUCACAAUGAUGAAAGCGGGCAAACGCGGUAUUAAUGGUGUUGAUGCAAACAAUAACGACGAAUGUAUGGCGCGGUGCAUCCAAAGCGACCAGUGCCAGGCCUUCUCAUAUAUCGAAUAUAAAUUUGCGCAGAGAGGCAACGUAGGCAGGUGUUGGACGUGGCUCGAGGAGCUCGAAGAUAUCCAAGAAUCCACAGAGGAUGGUGCAAACCUCUUUGUUCGGGUCUCGCUUCCGUAUAUAGGGACAAAUAGAAGCUGUGGAACUUGCGGCACUAACAUAAUUCCCUAUCCACUUAGCGUUGGUGCAAAUUGUGGCGAUUACAACUACUUCUUUUUCCACUGCAAUGCAUCCACUGGCCAACUCUUCUUUGAUUCCCGAAACAGCUCAUUUCGAGUGACCAACAUCAAGAGGGAAAUGCUUAGUUUUUCUGUCCAUGUGGAAAGGUCAACUGACUGCACAACAAUUCACUCCAUGAGAACUGCUCUGCAGCUCAACGACUCCUGGCCCUUCUUUGUGAUCAGGUGCAAUACUGGCUCAAACAUCUUCAGCGUCGGCCCCUCUUUGGAAAAUUACAAGCAGUUAAAGGAGAUAGAGAUUGGGUGGAAUCCACCGAUGGUGGAGCCGACCUGCAGUUCAUCCAAGGACUGCCGUGAUUGGCCGAAGACAACUUGCAAUGCAACAAACGGUGGAACUAAAAGAUGCCUCUGCCCUUUGAACUUCCGAUUGAAUACCACAUUUUAUAACUGUACUCAAGUUCUAGCAGACAACUUGGGACCUGAUGGAAACUCCGAAGUUUCCCAGCAUGAAAAGAAGCCAUUGUACUUAAUUUCACUUGUCGCCAUUCCAAUCAUGAUACUUGCUGCUGGCUUUCUGUAUAACAGAUGGAGGAAGCAGCCCAGAACACAAGUAAAACGGGAAAGCAAUUCAGGUGAUCCAGCAUUCCGAAUGUACGACAGUGAGCGACGGGUGAAAGAAUGGAUAAGUUCGACACAAUUUGGCGAGGAUGACAAGAAAGGGAUAGAUGUUCCAUUCUUCGACUUGGGGGUCAUACUGGAAGCAACCGAUAGCUUCUCAGAUGAAAACAAGCUUGGGCGGGGAGGGUUUGGACCCGUUUACAAGGGAAAGUUUCCAGGAGGGCAAGAAAUUGCAGUGAAGAGGCUAUUGAGUGGCUCUGGACAAGGCUUAGAGGAAUUCAAGAAUGAAGUUAUGCUGAUUGCCAAACUUCAGCAUCGGAAUCUUGUUAGAUUGUUGGGAUAUUGCGUUGAAGGAGAAGAGAAAAUAUUGAUGUAUGAGUACAUGCCAAACAAAAGCUUAGACUCAUUCAUAUUUGAUCAAACGAGAAGUGUGUUGCUGACCUGGGAGAUGAGGCUAGAGAUUAUCCUUGGGAUUGCAAGAGGGAUGCUCUAUCUUCACCAAGACUCAAGGCUAAGAAUAAUCCAUCGUGAUCUGAAAACGAGCAAUGUCCUGUUAGAUGAGGAGAUGAACCCCAAGAUCUCCGACUUUGGCUUGGCUCGUAUUUUUGAGGGCAAACAAACUGAAGCAACUACACAGAGAGUUAUCGGUACAUAUGGUUAUAUGUCUCCAGAGUAUGCUUUAGAUGGAUUUUUCUCGAUCAAGUCUGAUGUUUUCAGCUUCGGUGUUGUGGUGCUCGAGAUUAUUAGUGGAAAACGGAACACAGGAUUUUAUCCACCCGAAGGGCAACUAAACCUUAUCAGUCAUGUAAGUUAUUUAUCCAUGAUGCAGAUGUUCGGAACUUUGAUAUUGUUUUCUGUCCGGAUUGAGAUCAUAUAUGCUCAGACCUGGAGACUAUGGACUGAGAACAACGCACUGAACCUGAUGGACCGCAUACUGGAAGAAACCUGCAGCAGAGGUGAAGUCCUCAAGUGUAUAAAUGUGGCGCUUCUCUGUUUACAAGAAGAUCCCAAUGAUCGCCCCACAAUGUCAAAUGUUCUUUUCAUGCUUGGAGGAGAAAUCACGAAGCUUCCAACCCCGAAACAACCGGCCUUUGCUCUUAAGCCGAGCUUCUCUAGCACGGGUUCUUCUUCUACAAGGCCCGACUCGAGCUUUAUCGUUUCAGCUUCCAUGGAGCAGGGCCGAUAACAGAAAAUGCUCCUCCGGUUCUUUUCCAUUACUUACCGUUGAACGUUUUUCCUCAAUAAGGGAAAAUCUGUCAGUUGUCAGUGAUCUUCAAUUCUAUUAGAGCCUCUUUUGGGAAUUCUAUAAACAUAAAAUUAAUGAAGUUCUGAUUUCUUAAUCAGGUUCCUUA